AUGCGUCUCCCAACCUCUAAACCCUCUCCACAACAUUGUUACACCCCCUCCACCGCUGUUCCUCGUAUCCUCGUUGUCAGCCGCCGCACAGUCCGCAAGAACAAAUAUGUUGACUUUGUUGGCGAAUACCACCUGGAUCUCAUCGUCAAGUAUGGCGGCUGCCCGAUCAUCGUCCCGCGCGUUGAAAACAUAGCUUCCAUGCUUGAGGCCUUCGAGCCAUUCCAUGGUUUGCUUCUCUGCGAAGGGGAGGACAUUAGCGAAAGCUUUCUCCCCGUUGGUCCCAGGCUCCCAGAAGACCUCAUGUCAUCCAUCAAGACAGCACAUCCGAGUGAUGUUGCAAUCGACAUGCAAAAAGACUCCAUUGAGUUUUCCCUCGUCCAUCGAUGCCUUUCGCGCGGCAUCCCGAUUCUUGGCAUCUGUCGUGGCUCCCAAAUCGUCAACGUCGUCGCCGGUGGCACAAUCAUCCCUGACAUCGACUCCUUUAUCGACAAUGCAUGCAAGCACAUUGACUACACCAACUACGACGGACAUCGUCACCCAAUCACUUUGCGCCCUCAAACCCCAAUGAGCGAGUGGUUCGACAACGCUUCUGAGCUAUCCGUCAACAGCUAUCACCAUCAAGGUAUCGACAAGCUCGCGCCUCGUUUCGUUCCUAUGGCUCACUCCCCUGACGGGCUCAUCGAGGCCUUUUAUGACCCCAAUCACUUUGAUCCUGCCCGUGGAAAUUUUGUGGUCGGUCUCCAGUUCCAUCCAGAGAGAAUGCAAGAUAGCGAGAAAUCAAUGGCGGGCGAUAGGGACUGCUUCGAUUGUCCCGGCUGUCCGCGGCCUUAUGAGUCAUUUUUGUGUGCCGCAAGCGCAUACUGCGUCAUGACUAACACAAGAACAAAUAUUCAACACGAGGAGUCAGGUCUUGCGUUUGAUACAUUUGUUGAUCGCGCCUCGCUUCCUCCCAGACAACUCCCCAGAAGAGGCCCCAGAAGAGUUGCUUCUGCGGUUUUCGCUGAAUCAUCCCAGGAAUUACGGCGAGGGGAUGAUAAUCUGGUUGAGGCUGUUGACUUUCCAUCAGCUCUUCCUAAUAUUGACGAAAACGAGCAAUAUUGGAACAUGAAUGGCGGAGCGUUCUCUAAGAAGAAAGAUUUCUUGCGAACUCCGGCAGCAAUGGUUGUUUAUUCAAAGGAAGAUCUGAACAGGCUGAUCCGAUCUGGCGCCUCUGUCCACGGGACGACCUUGGUGCGGCAGCUUCUUCAGAGGCAAGAAGCACUGGCCAUCAAAGAGAACCGUUCUCCGCAUCUCGGAAGGGCAGCAUCACAAAUUGGAAAGUAUUCCGCAAGAGCAUCCGUCAGGCGGAAGGGGCACUAGAACGCCUUUGCGGUACUAACCGUGCAGAAGUGGCUGUCGCCCUCACGCAAAGACUUGCAGAUAUCUGCACGUCUUUCCUGUUGACGUCCCAACCGAUACUGUUGACCGGCGUGCGAGAUGGGCGAAUACUUCAUCCAAGCGCUUUUUUUUUUAGGGCACACAGUCAGUGCGCAGUGCUGCGCUCGGAGCAGUCCACUACUCUGUACAUUUCAUGAUUUUGGUAGUGUGUCCGAGUAUAGGAUGUGGUUCCAUCCAGAUAAUACGCUAGGAGUAGAUAAGGCACAGCCUAUACGGCACGCCAGACAGUACGUAAUAAAGCCACUGCUGGCCGACCUCCCCACGGAAGGGAGCCAUCAUGACAGCACGAUCAGCU
This is a messenger RNA of Chondrus crispus (carragheen), 1732 nucleotides long. RefSeq lists its product as hypothetical. Gene Ontology annotation, molecular function: hydrolase activity, acting on carbon-nitrogen (but not peptide) bonds, in linear amides. Gene Ontology annotation, cellular component: cytosol. The record is from RefSeq and is a predicted model, not a curated record. Lineage: Eukaryota; Rhodophyta; Florideophyceae; Gigartinales; Gigartinaceae. The transcript is spliced from 3 exons. Bases 1 to 1359 code for a protein of 452 amino acids.